This is a messenger RNA of Ostrinia nubilalis (European corn borer), 3086 nucleotides long. RefSeq lists its product as uncharacterized. The transcript is spliced from 6 exons. The record is from RefSeq and is a predicted model, not a curated record. NCBI's taxonomy places the organism in Eukaryota, Metazoa, Arthropoda, Insecta, Lepidoptera, Crambidae. The coding region runs from base 9 to 3071 and encodes 1020 amino acids.
AGCUCAACAUGUACCAGUGCACGUGGUGCGUCCACGGCGCCGACAACGAGGCGCAGUUGCUCGCACAUUCGUCUGCCAAGCAUCCUGACAAGCCGCCCGCGGCGUACGUCCGGAUGAUCACUAAGAAGGACGGAUCAGAAGAAUACAGAGUGCUACCGCAAGUGUCAUUCAACAAGUCCAAAGCUCCCGUCGAAGAAAUUACACCUUCAGGCAAAGUGGACAACCCGGUCAGGGAGGCAGAAAGGUCCAUCGAGUUGGAGAAGCUUAUUGGAACAACGCAGCAGAUGAUGGAAAGCAUGGCCACCAUGACGCCUGUACAGCCCACCGCUGCGCCCUCGCCGCCUGAAGAAGAACCCGUGACUCAGGCUGUCAUCACCAGGAUCACUCCACCAGAACCUGAACCGGAGCCAGAACCGACGCCCGUCGAAACUCAACCAGAACAAACGCCCACACCUACCAGUCUAGAAGAAGAACGCAGCCGAAUGAAGACCCCGAUCCUCAAAACGGAACCAGAAGAACUCCCAACGCCUUCUAAAGACUUAUCCGGAGAUGUCGUGUACUGCCUCGAUAGCGACGAUGAGGAUCACGAGCCGGCGUCACACGUCAUCGACCUCUCAGAAGAAGAAGCCACGCCCACGCGCGUAUCGCCCUCCCCCCGCCCCUCUCCCUUCGCCAAAAUCUCCCAAAAAGAACUCUUCACUUGCCCCAAAUGCUUCGUAGCGUUCAAAAACAGCGGGGGCUUCAAGCGCCACACCAACAACUGCUUCGUGAUCGGAGUCGUGAAGUGCCCCCACUGCCCUAAAGAAGUCCUCAACAGAGACGAUCUGGUUUACCACUACGUACGCGACCAUGACGGCGAACAGGCCAGCCUCUGCGGCGUCUGCAAAGAAAGGUUCACCGCCAUAAACCUCGCGAAGAGACACAUGAAGCUCGCUCACAAGAUCUCCAAGAUGAUGGUCAGCAGCAACAAACUGCAGAACCAGAGGUUCAUGUAUACUAUCGUACCGCUGGCUCCUGAAAAGCCUGGGCCGAAGCCAGGAUCUGCGGAUAAAACUGACAAGCAAGCACCGAAGAGGAAAAUUAGCGGAACUGGUGGCGAACCUCCUGCGAAGAAGCGCUAUGGACCUCAAGAUGUAAAUCAGUUACCCAUCAACCCGAUUCUCGACGAAGCGGUGCAUUGCUCCGAGUGCGAAUUCAGCACCAAAGUGCGCCUGAAUAUGGUGCGGCAUCUACAAUUGCACGCGCAGCAGCAGCCCGCGCCGAACACUGCACCCGUCAACCCUGUCCCGCAUUUAGAAACCAAUGAGAUGCAUUUUGACAAGAUGGUCAACCUGGCCUCCAGCUCUAUCGUCACCCGUGGCCCUGAGAAGACUCCAACGACAGUAACCUCUCAAAUAACGCCGGAAGAAGCUGAGAAAUACCCCAAAUAUGUCCCAGAAAGACAGAGAUACGCGUGCGGCGCCAAAGACUGCUCGUACAUUUCACUCGAUGAAGCCAUGUUUAACCGCCACUGGAACACUCUCCACUCCACUCUACUUCAGUUCCACUGCGUGCAUUGCUCACGUAAUCUAUUCGAUGCGCGUCCGCUAACGUUUGAGCGCAUCAUGGAGCAUCUAAAAAUGCACGAAUCGUCAACUCUGUACGGGUGUUCCGCGUGUAUGUACUGCCAUUACAAGAGGGAUUCGGUGACGACGCAUCUUAGCACCGUGCACAGUAGAACCGGGAGGUUUAUUGUGAUUCGGGAGGAGGUGGAAACAAGCAGCCAGCAAACAGGCAGCCAACGAAUGGACUUGAAACUGUGGCAGUGUGGACUGUGUCCGUUUAAGAGUUUAUUACGGCCAGCGAUUGUGGAACAUUGCGGGAAGCAUCAUCAGUCUAAGAUGCAGUACAAGUGUGGGUGUUGUCCGUUCAAGGCGUCGUCCCUGGAGACGGUUCAGAAGCACCAGGGGAACUCUCACCCUGGGAGGACGGAGGAGGUGGUGCAUAUGUUCUACCAGGAAGGCGCGGUGCCGGAUGAACCGGAUGGCACGCCGCGUUGGCAGCGCCAGCGGCUAGGCGCCGGCAUUACGCAGGCUGAGACCGAGGUCAAACCCGAAAUAUCGGAUCUCACUCUAGCUCAGCUCAUCGCCUCGCCUCAAAAGCCGGUAUCUCCCACGCCCUUGCCUGCCGUAAACCUGAACAUAGUGAAGCAGGAGCUGACGGAUUCCUUCCCUGAUGAUGACGAGCCUCUGGACGCCCUCUGCCGGAAGUAUGGCCAGUUCUGCGAGCCCAAUGGCCUGAGCUAUAAAUGUCCGCUAUGCUCUACAGUCGAGAUCACCCAAGAGGCUAUGCAGUCGCAUCUGUUUGAGGAACUCAAGUAUAGGAGAUGGGAGUGCGCGAUGUGUUCGUACCGCGCGUUCCACGGCGCAGGACUAGCGGAGCACGUGGCAGCGGAGCACCGCGGCCGCCACAUGCCGCCUCGGGCUUUGCCCCGCGACAUGGCGGUUGAGAAGUGGGUCGCGGCGUUGUUACAGCACCAGGGAACGGCCAUUGCUAAUAACAAAGAUAACCUGUCCAAGCAGAAGAUCCUCACGGAACGUCCGCCAAAGCCGACCAAACCCGACACACCCGUGCCCGAAGAGCCGAAGCCGAAACCGACCAUGACGGAGUUGGAGAAGGCUUUCGGCCCGUUCGGCCAGCCCUGCAGCAUGAUGUACUGCUGCCCCAAGUGCUCCACCAAGAUUAAGGAUGAGGCCGCCAUGAGAGACCAUUUGGAGAGCGAGCUGACGAAGAUUAGAUGGCACUGCAGCCACUGCGCGGUGACCUUCCAGACGUACCACGAGGCGCAGUUCCAUUGCAAGAGCGCGCACCCGCGGCAGUCCGCGCGCCCGCGCGAGGCGGCACGCGACCCCGCGCUCCGCUCCGCUUGGCUCGCCGCUGCCUUGCAGGUAAUCUCCGCUAACAGAUCCGCUUCACUCUCACGAGACAGUUCCAUUGCAAGAGCGCGCACCCGCGGCAGUCCGCGCGCCCGCGCGAGGCGGCACGCGACCCCGCGCUCCGCUCCGCUUGGCUCGCCGCUGCCUUGCAGGUAAUCUCCGCUAACAGAU